AUGACGCCGACGGAGUCGAGUUUUAGUAGUCGUCUGGAAGUUGGCGAAGGGGCGCAAAUGGAGGAGGUUGUGUGCUGUAACUGUGAGGUACAGCUGUCGCGGAAGGAAUGCCUAUUUGUGCAGUGCGAGGAGUGCCUGGAUGCUGGAACUGAUGUGAAACUCUGUACCUCUUGCUUUCGAAUGGGGGCGGAAUGUGGUCCUCACAAACGAGGGCAUGCCUAUAUUGUGAGAGACUGCAAAGGCGCAUCGCUUCUUGGAUCUGGUAAAUCCGGUAAGCAGUGGGGCUGGAAAGAAGACUUGAAUUUGAUCCGAGCGGUGCGCAAGCACAAACUGGGCAACUGGGAGGAAAUCGCUUCUGAGUUGUGCUCCACGAAAACUGCCGAUGAUGCCAAAAAUCGCUUCGACCGACAUUUUGUGCGUGGUGCUUUCGGUCGUUAUACUGCGGCAGUUUGUAGUCAUUGGCCACAUACGUACGAGUAUAUGGAAGGCGGAGUGAAUUUAUCUGCCAGGCAUGGCCCUGAACAACCGGUACCAGCGUCCAGCAUCUCCAAGUGGGAAUGCGUCGCCAAAUUUUUCCGCACUUCUGAUCGAAGUAAAACAAAAGUGGAUUUCGACAAUCCAAAUUGGUUUGCCGAGUUCGAAGCUGAUCUGAUGGACUUCAGAAGCGAGUUUUCCCUGCUGCGGCCAUCUACUUCUGCAUUGGAGGAGGAUACGGAUGUCAAACAUCUCUGUGAUGUUCAGCGGCCCAACAGUUCAUUAGCCAAAAAUCGGGCUGUGUCGCCUGUUUCUGUUCACUUCUUCAAGUCUACUGCUUCAGUGCCACAGUAUGCGCCACAAUCGUAUAUUAUUCUUAGGAUGAUGAAGGAAGUAAAACAAGUAGCAGCAGCAGCAGCAGCAGCUAUAAGCAUGAUUGCUGGAAUGAAGCUGGGCCUAGCCACGAUGUGCAUGAAAAUCGAAAAUCUUCUGGCUUACGGAGUCCAGAAUAUCGUGCAACUGGUACGAUAUUUAGAAGUGGUUGAUGCUUCUGAUAAGAAGCCAGUAUUGCGCCUGAAGCGUGUUGGCAGUGAUUGGCGAAAGACCGAUGGUACGAAACAAAGUUUCUCGAAGGAAGAAUGUGUAGAAAAACUCAAAAUAACAGUAAGCAGCGAUGCAAAAGAAAUGCUAUUGCGAAGACAUCAGGGACAGUUCCAUGCCAAUUUUCCACUGUUACCAUUGGGCGCUGAAGAACGUUCGAAACUGAAAGAGGACGACUUGCAGCUGUUGGCAUAUAUGCCAGAAAGGGAUGACUUCGAAUGGGAAUUUAACAACAGCGCAGAAAUGUUGGUGAGCCACUUAAUGGCGCAAGCUAGACUUGGCUCUGAUGAGGACAGCGCAUUCGAGACCGCCGUUAAAAUUGCGAAGAUCCAAAAAUAUAACCGAACGCUGAAGCAACGAAAGGCGAAGAAAGCAACAGCGAGGGAGUACGAGUUUGUCAACAAAUUUUUUCACAAAAUCAAGAAAAUUGAUGACCCUCGACGAACUAGCAUAUGCAAUCAGCAGCUUAUGGCAGCGGGAGUAGCAUCGUGGCGACAAGAAUAUCUCCAUUCACUUUUAAAGAAGGUUUAUCAAGUUACUAAAAAAGCAGAACUGGAACAGCUCCUGGAUGCUAUUACAGGAUGUAUUAAUUUAAAUGAUAAAAUCCUGGAAUUAGAAAAACUCAGAGCGGAUGGAAUCAUGCAGUUGAAAGGACGGUGGCGCAGUAAAGUGACUGCUGCUGCUCAGGAUCGUUCGAAAACUAAAAGAAGACGACGACCACAUCCCUCCAAUGAUAUGCAGCGAAAAGCUGCUCUUCGAUGGAAACGCUUUAAACGUUGGACCAAGCAACAGGCCGCUGAUUACGGAUCCGUUGAAUCGGAUACUUAA
Molecule: messenger RNA, 1902 nt
Organism: Gongylonema pulchrum
Lineage: Eukaryota; Metazoa; Nematoda; Chromadorea; Rhabditida; Gongylonematidae
Source: the annotation of a GenBank genome assembly